This is a messenger RNA of Phragmites australis (common reed), 1175 nucleotides long. RefSeq lists its product as uncharacterized. The coding region runs from base 92 to 880 and encodes 262 amino acids. The transcript has 8 exons. NCBI's taxonomy places the organism in Eukaryota, Viridiplantae, Streptophyta, Magnoliopsida, Poales, Poaceae. The record is from RefSeq and is a predicted model, not a curated record.
UCGUGCGUCUCGCCGUGUCUCCUGUGCUUUGAGAUUCGCGCCGCGCGCUUCCGGCCUCACGUCUCCCUCGCCGGGCGAACGGUUCUUGGAGAUGCCGCCCGCCGCCGCGGCGCGCUGCCCCCUCCUCUGGCGGGCUCCGGUGGCCCCCCUCGCGGCGCUCCGCGGCACCGUCUCCCCCUCCAGCAUGCGGCGGCGUCUCGGCGAGGGUGCUGCGGGCGGCGGGCGGCCGCCGGCGUACAGCGGGCUGCUGCUCGACGCCGGCGGGACGCUGCUUCAGGUGGCGCGGCCGGUCGCCGAGACGUACGCCUCCAUCGGCCGCCGAUACGGUGUGACGAAGACUGAGAAGAGGAUCAUGGAGGGGUUCAAACGGGCCUUCUCGGCGCCAUGGCCGAAGACGCUCAGGUACCAGGGAGAUGGGCGGCCAUUUUGGAGAAUUGUGGUAGCAGAAGCGACUGAUUGCACUGAUAAUGAUUAUUUCGAAGAAGUGUAUCAGUAUUAUGCAGAUGGAGAUGCAUGGCGUUUGCCUGUUGGAGCUGACACAACACUGCGUGAUCUAAAGGAUGCUGGAGUUAAGCUAGCUGUUGUAUCUAACUUUGAUACACGGCUACGGAAAUUACUUAAGGACCUCAAUGUCUCAGAUAUGUUUGAUGCCAUUGUGGUAUCAUCAGAGGUUGGAUAUGAGAAACCUGCGCCAGAGAUCUUCAAAAUAGCAUUAGAUCAAAUUGGUGUGGAAACCAGCAAGGCAGUACAUGUAGGAGAUGAUGAAAUUGCAGACAAGGCUGGUGCUAAUGCUAUCGAACUUGAGUGCUGGCUGUGGGGUGAGGAUGUGAAGACAUUUUCUGAGAUACGGGGCCGAAUUCUAACAGAAGAUCCACAAUGAGCACAGAUCUGGCAUGUUACAGACCCAUCACGGCUUCUUCUUUUUUCCCUCCUGUGUUGACGGUUGCGUUCUGCUUUCAUGAAAUAAGCUCAUAUCAACAGCAAAAUAAUUGUUCGAUUCAUAUUUUGUUCUGCGAUGGAGCUUGUAUUCCUCGCAGGCAGCAGUGCAGAUGAGUAGUUUGCAAGUUGCAUGUAAACAUUAUUCUUAAAUAUACUCUGUACAGACGCGAAAGUUCAGGCUAGUGCCUAUGCCUGAAAGAAAACUGAUGAAACACGUGUGAAAAUGGUGAAAACUA